This is a messenger RNA of Aspergillus novofumigatus IBT 16806, 426 nucleotides long. RefSeq lists its product as uncharacterized. The transcript has a single exon. NCBI's taxonomy places the organism in Eukaryota, Fungi, Ascomycota, Eurotiomycetes, Eurotiales, Aspergillaceae. The record is from RefSeq and is a predicted model, not a curated record. The coding region runs from base 1 to 426 and encodes 141 amino acids.
AUGGCAAUUCGACCGAGAAUCUUCUCAGAGACCGGCGUCAAGAGAGAUCGAUAUGUUCCGGAGCAGAACGCAGCCAGGGGUUGGGUUGAGCACUACCGCGAGACUGGUAAAAGCGGCGGUACUCUUAUCUACUACGGUCCUCAAGACGGCGCUCAGACAGACGAAUCUGAGGCAAACAGCCUCGAACAACGCAGCUGCGGGUACACCAGCAAAGCGCCCGUGCGCGAUUCUUCAAAUGGGGCACGUAACGGCAACUGCAACGCUCUCAUGUCUGAUCUUUAUGACAUGACACCACGCCAGAUCUGCUACCAAGGUGACUCCGGGAAAAACACGUUCUGCUGCGUCUCGUGGCACAAAUCAAUCCCUGGCCUCAAGAAAGGUGACCUAGCUCCCUACGCCAGUGCGAGUAAGUCCAUGGUUUUUUAG